Molecule: messenger RNA, 2206 nt
Organism: Talaromyces proteolyticus
Lineage: Eukaryota; Fungi; Ascomycota; Eurotiomycetes; Eurotiales; Trichocomaceae
Product: putative origin recognition complex subunit 3
Exons: 8
Coding region: 43-2142 (699 amino acids)
Biological process (GO): DNA replication initiation; DNA replication
Cellular component (GO): nuclear pre-replicative complex; nuclear origin of replication recognition complex; DNA replication preinitiation complex
Molecular function (GO): DNA replication origin binding
Source: RefSeq, a predicted model, not a curated record
UGAUCCUCUAUCGCCAAUUGCUUAAUCGUGCUGAACCAUACCAUGGAAUUGGAUGACGAGGAGUUGAAUCUCCCAGGAAAAAUUGAUGGAGACAACCCAGGUGUUUAUAUCUACAAUCCAACGAAAGCAACCAUAGAUCACCUCGAGCCAUCCCCAAAAAGACGCAAGACAUCCAAAAGCGCAAGCUCGAGCUUACUGCCGAAUAAUGCCACAUUAACACAAUCGACGUUUGUGCCAUUGCUUGACGGGAAAGAACCCUCGGAACUUGUUGAAUCAAGGCAGUCUAUUUUCCAGCAGCUAUGGACAUUUCAGGAACAGAGAAGCAAGGAGAUAUUAGAAGAGCUUGAUUCCGGAAUCCUGGAGGCUAUAUCGUCUUUUGUUGACACAGCCUCCCCAGAGCUCUACGAUGGACGUAUUCCUACGUCUCUAGUGACCAUUGGUUCGAACGUAUCGGCCCUGCCUAGACUUUUAGACUCACUACACCAGCGUUUAACGGCGCAAGGCAGCGGUCAAGUGGUUCUGUUAGAAUCAGGCGAUGCUCCAAAUUUAAAGGCCGUACUGAAAACAAUUAUAAGAAUUGCUGUGACGAGUAUCGAAGGAAAUGAAGGGUAUCAGCACAUAUUCACCCACAGACUGGGCCCUCGAAUGUUACCCUACGACCUCAAUCUUCUUCAUGAGUACGUUGAUAAACACAAGUUAAGGUCUUUAGUUCUUGCAUUUCGCGAUAGUGAAGCUUUUGACUCGGGUGUGCUCAAUGAUUUGCUUUCAUUGCUAAGCGCCUGGAUUGACCGUAUACCGUUUGUGCUACUAUUCGGUGUUUCUACAUCUGUUGAGAUAUUUGAAGCCAGACUUCCUCGGUCUAUUGUUGCGUCACUUCAAGGUCAACACUUUGAAAUCCAUGACGCGGGUGAUGCCGUUGAUCGGAUAUACGAGGCAUUGCAGACCAAUCCGAAUACAGAGUUAUGGUUGGGACCGCAUUUGAGUAAAAGCUUGUUUGAAAGAUCAAGAGAUUAUUUUCAGAGUCCAGAAGAGUUUAUUCGGGAAGUGAAGUAUGCAUACAUGUCGCAUUUUUUCGCCAAUCCUCUAAGUGUACUGCUCUCACCAUCUGCGCCUCGGAAAACAGAGCUAUCGGAAGCUAUCCGCAAUUUGAAUUCUUUUCGAAGAUUUUGCGAAGAACUCCUCGAGGCAGGCUACACGAGCCGAGUCCGAGACCUUUUGAAUGAUGACGAAGCUUUACUUAAAGAAGUGGACGGAGCCCUAGUCGCUGGUCAGUCACAAAUGAGGGACCUUUUGCGCGCAGCAAAUAUGCUCCAGUCAAUACAGACUGUGCUACAAACAAGCAAAGCAAGCAACAGAACAGAAAUAAUCCUUCCAAGUGUAUCCGGAGAUAUACGGAGCUCAUUGACCAUUAGUGAAAUGUUGACCACUAUCAAGAAAUCACACUCGGACGGGUUUGCCUGGAUCUUGACAGCUGUUCGGGAAAGUAAUGCAGCUUUUAUUGAUGUUGAACAGUACGAAGGGGAGCUUAAUACAAUGCUCAAGACACACGAAUCAGAGAUGCCGCUUCGCAGCAGCCACGAUGAUCAGAAUUCUACAGUAGAAACGACCAUUGUCAAAUCUCGACUUAAUUUGACAAAAGUUAAGAAACAAGUCUCUGCACAAGAUAUCGAAUAUACCGAUCUUCUCGAACGAUUUCUCGAGGAAUUCGAGAAAAAGCUGGACACAACCUUUAUCAAUCCCCAAGAUCUCUUCCUACACGAAGUUUUCCUCUUCGACAUACGAAACCCACUGAAAGACACAUUCGCACCACGAGCUAGAUUCAGUGUCGAGCGCGCGUUGUCUAAUCCAUUUGAUUAUCUCACGUCGGCGUCUGAAGGAGCGGAAGCAAACUUGUCGGCGAACCAGCCAGAGACGGCUAUACUUUACCAACUAUAUCUUGAAUCGGGAUCGCUGGUUAAUGUGUUUGAUUUAUGGAAGGCAUUUUCUACUAUUGUUGCGAGUGACGAGAACGGCUCUUGCGACGAGCGAACAGCGUUGGUGCUUUUUUACCGAGCAACCUCCGAACUGAAAGCGUUGGGUAUGAUGAAAACUAGUCGAAAAAAGAUCGAUCAUGUUAGCAAGUCAGCCUGGAAAGGUCUCUGAGUGGAGGGUGUGGAUGCUGAAGCAGAAAUUUACCGGGAAAUGCAUUAACAUAGCAUUAUAUCAU